Rhopilema esculentum is the source of this 2275-nucleotide messenger RNA. Lineage: Eukaryota; Metazoa; Cnidaria; Scyphozoa; Rhizostomeae; Rhizostomatidae. The record is from RefSeq and is a predicted model, not a curated record.
UGCUUCAAAAGAGACCUCACAAAGAAGGGAUUUUAGGAUGCUUUUGUACUCUGUUGUUGUGGUGCUCGCAUACAUUUUCAUUUAUUUGCUAUUUUAGGUAAAGAAGUAAACAAUAAGAUGAGACAUUCUAUGGGCAAUAGAGACACGAAUAACGGAAAAGAGAUUGAUCCAAUAUGGUUUCGCGAGAGCAAAGACAUCAUUCAUUAUCUGGAGGCAGCAAGAGACAAAAUUUACCGAAUGAAGAAAAGUACUUUGUCCAAACUUGGUAGGGCUGCUGCAAAGGCUCAAAAGGCAAUUGAGGGACUUAAACACGUGGUUAGAGAGCACAUCAACGCAAAGCAAGUAUCUACGAGGCAGCUCCGUAGUGCAUCCAAAGAAAUCAAUCUUGUGCGAUUCGUCUUUGACUUCAGAGCGUUUGAAGUGCCAGGGGAACACGAAGAGGACAAAACACACAGAGAACCAAAAAAUGAGAAAAAGCAGGAAGAAAAUUCAUUAAGCAUUCCACCUUUUUCCAUCACACAAGCCUCAAUGACAGCAAUGGAAAAAGACAAAGGAAGUCCUUAUCCCAAUGACGCCAAACCUGUAAACGAAAUGGUUUCUGAGAAUAGCAAGGUGCAAAACAAAAGAUUCUCGCUGGGCAAAGCAAAAGAAAGAGUAACGUCGGUGCCAGCGUACCGUCCGAUGCCAUUACCACUUUUGGUUUUAGAGAACCUUGAAGUAGUAAGACCAAUCGUUCCGAGAAAGAAUGAAUGCAGUACAAGGUCAACGCCAAGUGUAAGAAAAGAGAAAUUCAAGAGUGAAAUAUACGAGAUAAAAACAAACAGAGAGAAUAAUGGUACGGUAGGGAGUAUGUCUGUUGGAUGUGCCAUUUGCUCAAUCCGGCUAGAGGCAAAUGAAGAUGCUUAUUCAAAUCUAAACCAGCAAAAACUGAUUUUGGAAGCCUGCCCAAGUGACGUUAGACAAGAUCCUCUAGCUCCAUUUAAGCCCAAAGCACAAGUGUGCCCGCUAUAUGGCUCAAUGGAUGGAGAGAGAUGUGCAUCUCUCAACAUUACAACCAAAGAACCACCCAGAACGCAACAAUUGAAGUUUCCACUUGUUGUACGAACAACAACAAACACUCAAGGCAAUGAAAGUUGUUUGGCUGUCGAUGUUUCCCCUCGUUAUCUAGCACCGAAGGAAGAGGAAAACAUAUCCAGUGAUGUUUGUCAAGCAAGAAUCUCAAACAUUUCAAACGAAGUGGCAUUUCUUCCAGCUAGUAGAGGAUUUUUAUUGCAGGUGGGACCACUAGCAAUCAGCACAACAAAUAUCGAAGUUGAAGGAUUAGAACCUGUCCAAAUUUCAACUGAAACGGAGAUGGGGACAAAUGUCUCUGUGAACAAUGACAAAUGUUUUUACGAAGAUGUUCAAGAAAAUGCACGGAAAGAAGAGGCGGAAGAAAGGAAGAUCACUGUUGACUCAUUCAGUUCAAACAUCUCAACGACAGCCGAGAAUAUAAACAAUGCUGAGAUUCCAGUCACAAAGACGUCCCAGAAACCUUCUGCUCAUACUGUUUCAUCAGAUUUGCGACGCAAUGAAAAGGCAUCUCAUGUGGUUUCGACAAAUGCAAUAAAACUUGAGGCACACGAUGAUGAUUAUUGUGUCGCCGGCUCAUCGAAUUUCUCUAUAAUUACUAACAAAGGUGACUAUGUCGAUAAGACGGCUGACCCGAUGGUGACAUUUGAAAACACAAAGGUUCCUGGUACAACUGUAUCCAAACGAUCCGAAAAAAAUGACAAAUAUAGAACUAUUACGAUGAAAGAUGAUAUUUCUAACGUCAUCAUACCAAAGCAAUUGAAGCUAGUUGCAGAACAUACGUCUUUUGCCAGUAACGAUAGAAAGAACAAAAUGGAAGAUGGAAAAACAGUGCUGAGCGUAAUACGGGCGGAUGAAGUGCUCAAAGCUUUGCAAGCAGUUUCAAGAGGAGAAAAGGUUCAUCCAUUUUGGAAAGAAAUGAUCGUCAAGACAUACAAACUUUUGGCUGCUGAAAAUGAGAAGCAAAGAGGAAAACGUCCUUAUGCUGCUCCUGGUCCAAAGGGUAGCCAGGCUAAAAUGGAGCACACGGUUGAUUUUCAAAAGAAGAAAAUUAUUAAAGAGAGACAGAAAGCUGGAGAAGAGAUCAUCGAUAGAAGCAUGUCGAAGGAUUUGCCAGAAGAAUGACUGCAAACAAACCGAGAAAGCCCUGAGACAAAGCAAAAGACAAGCGCAAAGUUUCUUUAAACUGAUUACUGAUAAUGUG